CCAAUUAGCCGUUUAGCUACUGCAUUUGAAAGCCAACUUCCAAUACGCCAACGUCAUCAAACAAUGUUGGCGCUGCGUUUGUACUUUGCACGGCUACGGCGCGGCCGGCGCGUUGAGCCCUCAAUGAAAUGCGUUCAGUCCGCGACCGCAUCGCGCGCUUUAUGAACGUACCCGCUCAAAUUUGAAUUUCGAAUUCGAACGUUCGAAAUAUAAGACGCGCCACGAACUAUUUUAUUUGACAUUUAUUUUUUUUAAUAACGAAUCGAUUAUUUUUGACGUGCAUUUUUGCGAUUUUUUUUUCUUAAAUUUUUGUUACAUUUACCAUCGUGUUUGUGUUGUGUUUUUUUUUCAAAAAGUCUUAUUUGGAAAAUGUUCUGCGCUUCUUUCUGUUCUUCGUCAGAAUAAUCGGUCGCAUCGUAUAAUUUUUUGAACGUUCCGGAGCAGCGCCCGGAGGCCGCGGAGAUGCAGGCGCGGCACAGCUACCUGUGGCAUCUCCUCAUUGAUCUGCCCAUCCUUAUAUUAGUUGCGGCGAUUUGUAUAUUAUUGGAGGUGGGGGCGCUGCCGAGCCGACGCGGCGGGUUCACAUGCAACGACCCGGCGCUCGCCUACCCGCACACCGGGGAUACCUUCUCUAUAUCCUUUGUUGCUGCCAUCACAGUCAUCGUUCCUUUCCUUGUUAUGUGGGGAGUGGAGACAAUACUCCACCAAGAUGAUGAGUACACGAUGAAGAAGAACAAACUGAUCUCAAGUGCAAAGACCGCGUCUCUCAUGUAUAGAGACUAUAUUUACGGCUCUGUAGUCAAUUUGACUGUACUGGAAGUUGUCAAGUGCGUGGUUGGCUCGCCCAGACCGACCUUCUUUGAUUUAUGUCAGCCGGAUAAAGCGAGGACUUGCAAUAAUUCGGAGUAUGUCAGUAGCUACACUUGCACCUCAACCAAGUACUCGAGAUAUCUUCAGAUCGAUUCCAGUCGGAGCUUCCCGUCUGCGCACGCGUCUCUCUCUAUCUACUGCGGGUUCUUCAUAGCUUGGUACUUGCAACGGAGAGCGUUCAGCUGGCGCAGCAGGUCAGUGCUGGUGGUACCCCUACUCCAGACAUUGGCGGUCCUGUACGCUGCGGUAUGCGCGCUGUCCCGCCUCACUGACCGACGUCAUCACUGGUGGGAUGUACUCGCUGGAGCUGUGAUGGGUUUUCUUACUGUUCUCUAUACGGUGCUAGUUCUGUGCAAGAACUUCUCGCAACCGUCAGUUGUAAGCACAAGUGAUAUCAGCAGCAGUGACGGCAACAACCAUCAAUCGGUGCGACGGUUGCUGGCCAGCGAGCCACGGGUCGUGGUCCCCUAGCCCGAGUCAGUCUAGACCACACGGUCUUGUCUUGGACCAGUCGGUCUAAACUAGCGAGACGUCUAAACGUGCGAUCGUUUGAAGAGUGGUGGUAGAUAUCGUCAGUUUGAUCAUUAAGAGAUUACUUUGACCAGAUUUACCUGACCUCUAGACAGCGGUCUUAAAUGGAACACGUAGUGAAGUUCGUAGUACCCUAGUAGUUCAAGUGAUUUGUGGCAGCUAACAAUGAUCUUAAAUCGAAGUGACAAGUAUAAAAUAAAAUGGUCGGUGAAGAGACAAAAGUGGAUGUGAAAGAAGAAAAGUAACGACGAUAUUUUAGUAGAUAAUAGAAGAUUAGUUUUCAAAGACAAUAUUUCAUUUUUCUUGUAAAGCCGAGCAAAGUAAUGUAAAGAUAUGAAAACAUGUUUGACAAAUAGAGCUUUAGUAAUAAUUUAGUGUUUAUAAAGAUAUUCUGCGUGUAAUUAAAUCAAUUUGUGAGUUCAUAUUUUAUACUUUUACUGCGUAGAUUGAAACGCAUAUCAUUAUAAGCUUUGUCAGGAAAUCUACUUACAAGAAAUUACGAAAUUCGAUAAAAGAAUUUCAACAAAAACUGCAAAAUAAUAAAAUUGUACUUUAUUUAUUAUAUAAAAGUGAUGUUUAUUUGGGUUAAAAUAACUGCAAACGUGGUUAAAUCAUUAAUAGGCAUAAAAUAUCGUAACAAUGCAAUUUACAACGUAAACAAAAAUUAUUAUGAAGAUUGAAUUUUUUCAAUUAAAGCAUUUGUUUGAAAACUAUUGCUAUCUCUAUUUUUGUUAAAGGGAAUAAGGGAGAUGACAAUAUGUUUCUGUAUCCGUGCUUAAUUUGGCAAACUCGUACCUCGUACGUGACAAGAAAAAUUGUAAUCUUCCGUCAUUUUUUCCCGCUUUUUCUCAUUAUUGUCUUAAGUAUUUAUUUAUUUAAAUACUUCAUGAUAUUUUAUUUAUCCAGUGAAGAUGUUUGAAACAUUAUAUUUAUAAAUUUGAAGAUGUUAAGACUUUUGUAGACAUAAAAAGUAAUUAUUAUUUAAAUUGAAAAUUUGACAGUUGAAAUAUAUUUAAAACUUUUAGAACGAAACAUAGAUAAAAGAUUUUUUUGCCAUGACAAAUAAAGAUUACUAGCUAAAAUAUAGAUUCUAUCGUAGUUUCUCCUAGAUAAUAGACACAUAAUGUUAAUAAUUUACAAAUGUAGUUUGGUGCGUUAAAUGAAUAGUGCUUGCAAACAUAGUUCUAGUUUCCAUGUCUAAGGCCCUUCGUACACAAGGCAAUAUAAAUCGUCGAAACUAAUAUUAUAUAGCAUCGCGAAUCGUCGACGCACGUUGUCUAUUCUGGUAAAGGCAUUACAUGUCAAAUAAAUAUGAUCCGCCAUCUUGAAAUUUUUGACAAACAUAGAAAUGUCAACGCGUGCUCUGUACAAGCCUCUAUAAAGUUGUAGUUUCGAGGAUACGUUGCCUUGUGUAUGAAGAGCCUUAUUCCACUGGCGCAGUCGUUGCUGUUUGUAAUUACAAUCCCGUGUUAUUAAAGUCGCGUGGCUGAUUCUUUACAAUAGUAAAUAUAUUUACAGUAAUAUGAAAUAGUCAAAUUGUAAUAAAGCUUCAUAUUUUUCUGAAUAAUAUAAAAAAUAGUAGUAAUAGUAUAAAGGUUUAUUCCACUUGGAUCAUGUAGAUGAUACUCGUAUCACCUGUUUGAUCAAUGUGGAAUAUAUCAUUAAUAGAACAAAAUGGGUCAUAAUUCUACUUACGAUUUAUUUAUUAUUAAUUUAAAUUGUAAUUAAUUAAUUUAAGGACCUUCGAAAGUAUUUAUUGUACAGUACCUGUCUAGUCUUAAGUGAUAUUAAUGUGAGGAUUAGUCUAUAAUUUUAAAUACGAAAUUAUGACAUUUUUUGCCCACCUAUCUGUUUGUUUUGGCUUUCUCUGAAUACGUACCAAAUAUAUUGUCAUCUCAGUCUUUUUCGUUGAGAGUGAAAGAGAUGACAGUAUGUUGUGUUUGGAUAUAUCAGCAGUAGAAUCCAAGGGUUAUUUGACUACGUCUUUUGUAAACGACUGGAACAAUAACAUUCCUUCGCAUUUAGAUUUAAUGAAUUCUUCGCCUAGUUUGUUGUAGUGUUGUAAAUAUUUUAAUAUUUCUGACUGUACGUCUAUGUGAAUUAAAUAAAAUGAUUUGAUGAUUUUAA
Molecule: messenger RNA, 3528 nt
Organism: Papilio xuthus (Asian swallowtail)
Lineage: Eukaryota; Metazoa; Arthropoda; Insecta; Lepidoptera; Papilionidae
Product: lipid phosphate phosphohydrolase 3
Exons: 7
Coding region: 463-1341 (292 amino acids)
Biological process (GO): phospholipid dephosphorylation; signal transduction; phospholipid metabolic process
Cellular component (GO): plasma membrane
Molecular function (GO): phosphatidate phosphatase activity
Source: RefSeq, a predicted model, not a curated record